Molecule: messenger RNA, 1045 nt
Organism: Pseudogymnoascus verrucosus
Lineage: Eukaryota; Fungi; Ascomycota; Leotiomycetes; Thelebolales; Thelebolaceae
Gene: RAB6B
Product: Ras- protein Rab-6B
Exons: 6
Coding region: 166-795 (209 amino acids)
Molecular function (GO): GTP binding; GTPase activity
Source: RefSeq, a predicted model, not a curated record
AUAUACUCCUGACUUCAUCGAUAUUGGGUUUCUUUGUUCCAAUUACAACUUUUCGCACGCAAGCCUGACUGCUGUUUGAUUCACAUUUGUACAUAUUUUUUAUUCCCCCACACCGCCACGAAACAGCGCAGCUCCUCGAGCCAGACAGCAAGAGAAACCGCCAAGAUGGCGCAGGCUCCGGGUAGUUCAUACAACAACCCGUUGAAGAAGUUCAAGUUGGUGUUUCUCGGCGAGCAAAGUGUUGGCAAGACCUCCUUAAUAACACGGUUCAUGUACGAUUCGUUCGACAAUAUGUACCAAGCCACGAUCGGUAUCGACUUCUUAUCAAAAACUAUGUACCUUGAGGACCGAACAGUCCGUUUACAACUAUGGGAUACGGCUGGGCAGGAGCGUUUCCGCAGUUUGAUUCCUUCGUACAUACGCGAUUCAAGUGUUGCAGUGGUGGUCUACGAUAUCUCCAAUGCGAAGUCGUUCCAGAACACACGUAAAUGGGUAGACGACGUCCGGGGCGAGCGCGGGAACGAUGUCAUCAUUGUCUUGGUGGGAAACAAGACCGAUUUGAACGAUAAGCGCGAGGUGACGACGCAGCAGGGCGAGGAGGAGGCGAAGAAGAACAACCUGAUGUUCAUCGAGACGAGCGCGAAGGUUGGGCAUAACGUUAAGAACCUGUUCAGGAGGAUUGCUCAGGCUUUGCCGGGAAUGGAGGGGGCGGACAGUGCUGCGGCUGCUGGGAACCAAAUGAUCGAUGUGAACAUCAACAACUCGAACCAGUCACAAGAGGGAUGUGCGUGCUAGACGAUGGAGACGGAAAUGGAGACGGAAAUGGAGACAGAGAUGGAGAUGGAGGUGGUAGAAGUGUGGACCUUGGACCUCGUCGAUGUGGCUGUAUUUGACAUUAAUGCAUUAUGUGGCCGUGGGAGAUCUUGAGCAUAGCGGUUUUGGCGAGCCUUGUAUGAUAGUAUGAUAGCAUUGAAGAUACACCCUGGCUUGAGCAGAGAAUAGUUUGUUAAUUUGUAGUACUGGUAUAUAAUAUACUGUAUGAGAC